Messenger RNA from Poecile atricapillus (Black-capped chickadee), 312 nucleotides. RefSeq names its product feather beta keratin-like. Bases 1 to 312 code for a protein of 103 amino acids. Gene Ontology annotation, molecular function: structural constituent of cytoskeleton. The transcript has a single exon. The record is from RefSeq and is a predicted model, not a curated record. Gene Ontology annotation, cellular component: intermediate filament. Lineage: Eukaryota; Metazoa; Chordata; Aves; Passeriformes; Paridae.
AUGGCCUGCAACAACCUCUGCCAACCCUGCGGACCCACCCCGCUGGCCAACAGCUGCAACGAGCCCUGUGCCCUGCAAUGCCAGAACUCCAGCGUCAUCAUCAACCCUUCCCCUGUGCUGGUCACCAUGCCAGGACCCAUCAUGACCUCCUUCCCCCAGAACACCGCUGUUGGAUCCACCUCCUCGGCUGCCGUUGGUAGCGAACUCAAUGCCCAGGGACAGCCCAUCUCUGGUGGAUUUGGUGGCUUUGGCCUUGGCUACGGGCUGGGAGGCCUGGGCUGCUAUGGCAGAAGGGGCGGCUACAUCUGCUAA